AUGGCUGUCAACAUCAACAUCGCCGUGAAGCAAUCGGCGGUAGUGAAGCCAUCGGAGCCGACGCCGGCGGCGAUUCUCAACCUCUCCAACCUCGACUCCAUUUUCCCGCGCAUCAUGUACGGCCGCGUCCUCCUCUUCUACCGUCACUCCGACGCCUCCGCCACCGCCUUCCUCGACUCCGCCGUCCUCAAGUCCGCCCUCAGCCGCGCCCUCCUCCACUUCUACCCCUUCGCCGGCCGACUCACCGCCGACCAAAAUAACUGCAUCCAAAUCAACUGCAACGGCGACGGCGCUCUGUUCGUGGAGGCGGAGUGCGACGCCACUUUGGAAGAGCUCGGCUUCUUCCCCAGGUCCGACGUCUCGCUCAUUCCCGCCGCCGAUCAUUCCAAACCAAUUUCAGAAAAGCCUCUCUUUCUCGUCCAGCUUACGCGCUUCCGAUGCGGCGGCGCGUGCAUAGGGUUCGCGGAGGACCACCACGUCGCCGACGGAACCGCCUGCCUCCGAUUCCUCCACACCUGGGCCAAUUUCACACGUGGCGACGGCACCGCCUACCCGCCGCCGUUGAUUGACCGCCGGGCAGCUUUAUCUCCCCGCCGCCCCCCGCAGCCGGCGUUCUCCCACGUGGAGUACCAACCGCCGCCGGCACUGAACAAAACCCAAAACGACGUCGUAACGGAUUCCGAGACGAUAACACUAAUGUACAAACUAACAAAGGAACAAAUAACCGCCCUGAAGGCCAAAUGCAAGGCCGAAAACGACGUCGUCAAGCUCACGACCUUCGAGGUUGUGGCGGGGCAUAUAUGGCGGAGCAUCACCGCCGUCCGCCGCCUGUCGGCCGAUCAGAACACGAAGCUGCGCGUCGCCGUGGACGGACGGCGGAGGAUGGAGCCUCCGCCGCCGGAGGGGUAUUUCGGGAACGUUCUGUUCCACGCCACGCCGAUUGCUCCGGCGGGAGAGCUUGUGGAGAAAUCCGUCGGAUUCGCCGCCGGAAAGUUGCACGAUUCGAUGGCAGCGAUGAAGAGCGAGCGGCUGCAGUCGGCGCUGGACUAUUUGGAGAUGGAGAAAGAUCGGUGGGACGCCAUUGGAGAGAAUUUGUUUAAUUACGAUUCGCCGAAUAUGUCGAUUAUUAGUUGGGUGUGGCUGCCGCUGUACAAUCUGGACUUCGGAAUUGGGCCGCCGGUGGUGGUUUCGCCGGGAUAUGGAAAGGGAAUCGGUUUUCCGUCGGGGUCGUGUAUCGUCACUCGGUCGCCGGAGGACGACGGCGGACAGGUGGUUUAUAUAGUCUUGGCCGGGGAAGAAGAAGCUCAACAGAAUGGUGAUGGAAGCAUUCAGAGGUAUAAAGCUCGUCUUGUGGCCAAAGGCUACCUUCAAAUUUCUGGACAAGACUUCCCUGAUUCAUUUGCUCCGUUUCCUAAAGUUGUCACAGUUCGAAUCUUAAUAGCUAUUGCAGCCCCAAGACAGUGGGAGAUGCAUCAAUUGGACAUAAAUAAUGCUUUCUUGCAUGGCUAUUUGAAUAAGGAGAUAUACAUGGUUCCACCCAAGGCUGUAAUGUUCUCCCGGCCAUAUGUUGUAUGGGGUCAUGCUUGGACUUUCGAAAAUCUCUUUCCGGUUAUUGCUUGUUUCUUGGAUCAUGUUUUAUAUCAUGGAAAACCAAGAAACAAACAACUGUGGAUUUCUGCUGAAGCAGAGUACAGGGCAUUGCAUGCUAUAGUUUAUGUGGCAUUGUCGAUGACAUACUUGAUGCAUGAGCUGUAA
Andrographis paniculata is the source of this 1755-nucleotide messenger RNA. RefSeq names its product rosmarinate synthase-like. NCBI's taxonomy places the organism in Eukaryota, Viridiplantae, Streptophyta, Magnoliopsida, Lamiales, Acanthaceae. The record is from RefSeq and is a predicted model, not a curated record. Bases 1 to 1755 code for a protein of 584 amino acids. The transcript has 4 exons. Gene Ontology annotation, molecular function: acyltransferase activity, transferring groups other than amino-acyl groups.